CGAGCGAUAUGAUGCCAACUUCGCUGUAGUUUUUCCCGCAGUUUGGCGUCCACAUAGAUUGAUAAAAAAAUUAUUAGCACGAUUUUUCUAUGUAUUUAGAUCAAUAGGACAUUUUUCAACCCCUAUGAUUUACUUUCCAGUGUCGUGUUCAUGAAAUAAUUAUGCUAUAACAGUGUACAGUUUGUUUGACUUGAAAUAUUGUGGUGGAUUUUGUAAACAUCGGGACGUGAACGCAGGCCCACGUCUAUGAAUUCUUAUUGGCAGCAUGGCGGAAAUAGUGUACCCGCAAGGCUGCCGUCCAAUCACCGAUGACCUCGGUCCAGAUGAACUUGUCAGGAGACUUAAGGUCCUAGCCCACACGUUACAAGGUCUCGGCCAAGAUGAAGGUAUGUACCAGCAGUACAUACCGCUGGCGCUGCACCUGGCCGACGAGUUCUUCCUCACACAUCCCUCCAGAGAUGUCCAGUUGCUCAUCGCGUGCUGCAUCGCUGAUGUACUCCGAGUCUACGCUCCGGAGGCACCUUACAAAGAUCAGGAACAGGUGAAAACAAUAUUCCUGUUCCUGAUCAACCAAUUAAAUGGUCUUCGCGACCCAAAAGAUCCGGCGUUCAAACGUUACUUCUAUUUGCUGGAGAACCUCGCAUAUGUGAAGUCUUUCAACAUGUGCUUCGAGCUGGAAGACUGCCAGGAGAUCUUCUGUGCUCUCUUCUCGCUCAUGUUCAAGAUUGUCAACACGGAACAUUCCACAAAGGUGAAAUCCUUCAUGCUGGAUGUCCUAUGCCCGCUGAUCACGGAGUCUGACGUGGUCUCCAACGAGCUUCUCAACGUGAUCCUCAUGAACUUGGUGGAGCCGAACAAACGCGACCACAAAUACGCGUACUCACUCGCUAAGGAACUGAUCGUCAAAACCAGCGAGACACUUGAACCUUAUAUUCAAGCUUUCUUCAACCACGUGUUGAUCCUCGGCAAAGAAGAGAAGAAUCUUCUCAUAUACUCAAAAGUGUACGAGCUUAUCUACGAAUUAUAUCAAUGCUGCCCCUCCCUCCUACUCUCAGUACUACCACAGCUGGAGUGCAAGUUAAAGUCCGCACAGUUCCCAGAGAGGCUCAGCGGUGUAGCACUCCUUGCGAGAAUGUUCUCGGAACCAGGCUCCGAGCUCGCCAAACAGUACCCCGCACUAUGGCGGGCCUUCCUCGGCCGGUUCAACGACAUCUCGGUACCAAUCAGAAUCAAAUGCGUGCAGUACUGCAUGCACUUCCUAGUACACCAUCCUGACUUGAGGAAAGACAUAACAGAAACGUUAAAGCUAAGACAACACGACGCACACGAACAAGUGCGUUACGAGGUCGUGAUGGCCAUCAUAGCGACCGCACAGAGAGACUUCCAAGCCGUCGCUGAGUCAGAAGACCUCCUCCACUUCGUUCGCGAAAGAACACUAGACAAGAAAUUCAAAAUUCGAAAAGAAGCCAUGUCCGGCCUAGCACUCAUCUACAAAAAGUUCUUAACAGAAGAGAGCGUACCGCCGGCCACAGAGAAAGCAGUCCAAUGGAUCAAAGAUAAAAUCCUCCACGGUUACUACAUGACAGCUUUAGAAGACAGACUCCUCGUCGAACGUCUGUUGAACACAUCCCUCGUUCCCUACACAUUGCCGGCUCCGAUCCGUAUGAAGAAACUGUUUUAUUUAAUGUCAAACGUAGACGAUAAUGCGACGAAAGCCUUUAUAGAACUACAGAAACACCAGUUGGUGGUGCGGCGUACGGUGGGCGAGUGGAUAGAGCUCCACAGAAAGCCGCCGACGCCGGCCGUGCAAAAGGAGAUGAUAGCUAAGGUUCUACAUAUAAGUUCGAAGUUCUUGCCGGAGUCGGUGAAGUCCCAGGAGUUCUUGAACAAGUUCUCUCAGCACAUGAAGCAGGCGCCCGAGCUGCUGCAGGGAAUGGAGACCAUACUGAACCCGAAUGUGAGCUGCGAGGUCUGCGUUCGUACUACAUCAAACGUACUGAAGAAGCUCGGUCAGCCGGUGAUGACGAACCUGUACUACAACACAGUGAAGAUGUUGCUGGAGCGAGUGAGCUCCGUGAUGAUAGACCACGAGUCCCUGCUCAUACUCGUCGGGUACGUCGAGGCCACCGUCAAGGGAACCGACGCUUCUAUGGCUGAGGAGUGUGGUAUUGACGAGAAGAAAGCAGCAGAGCGUGGUCUCAAGCUGCUCGUGAUGCUAUCGUUCGUGUUCCCCUCGCACUUCCUCCACGAAGACAUCCUGAACCGGCUCACGUCGCUGCUGGAGCUGGACGACGAGUCCAUCGCGCCGCAUAUACUGGCCGCACUCACCUUCCUAGGAAAAUAUAGGCCGCUCAGUGAAGCGUGUCCCGCUUUAUUCCCGCGCCUGAUCACAUUGUGCAAAGCAUACGCCGAGGUCGGCACACCGAAACAAGCCAAGAACGCCGUCAGAUGUCUAUUCGUGAACGUACCGGAGCAAAGGACACAGAUAUUCACGGAGAUCCUGGAGACGCUGAAGUCGACGCUGUCGCCGCACUCGGAGCACUACCGCACCGCCAUCGUCACGCUCGGCCACAUCGCGCACAACCUGCCCGAUAACUUCCCCGUGCACAUCAAGAAUAUUGUCUCCAGAAAGAUCGUAAAAGAGCUGCUAGUCCGCGAGGGUGGGUCCAGUACAUCAGUGCCGGACGAGCCGUGGUGCUCCGAGGAAGACCUGCCUGAGGAGACACGCUGCAAACUCGAGGGUCUCAAGUGUAUGGCGCGGUGGUUGCUCGGCCUCAAGAAGGAUGAACUGUCCGCGCAGAAGACCUUCAGGAUGUUGAACGCUUUCAUCGUACAUAAAGGAGAUUUGUUACAGCAAAACCGUCUAUCAAAAGCGGAGAUGGCGCACCUCCGCCUGGCCGCCGGCGCCGCCAUGUUGAAGAUAUGUGAACAGAAGGGAGUGGGAGACCAGUUCACUGCGGAACAGUUCUACAACCUCUCACAUUUGAUGGUGGACGAUGUACCACAAGUCAGAGAAGCUUUUGCCACGAAAUUACAUAAGGGAUUAUCAAAGGGUAUCCCGAACAAGUGCCUGCCGCUGGACUUCAUGGGUAUGUACGCGCUGGCGGGGCGCGAGCCGGAGCGGCGCGUGCGCAGCCUGGUGCGCCAGUACAUGCUGGCCGACGUCGUGCGCCGCAGGGAGUACGUGCGGAACAUCACCGUCGGGACCAAGGUAGAGCGUGCAGUGAGCCAACUGCCCCACAUCCUGCCGGACUACAUGUUGGUGUUCGCGGUGCCCAUCCUCACACACGACCCCAGCUUCACUGCGUACGAUAACGUCGCGCAACUUAAGGUAAUAAAGAACUGCCUGUGGUUCAUCCUGGAGCCGUUGAUCACGCGCAACGACUUCUACUGCUACGGGUUCUACAAGAGCCUCGUGGAACGCAUGAAGCUGCACAAGGACGCGCUCUGUGAGACUGAUGAUGCUGUUAACUAUAAACUGUGGGCAGUAUGCGACCUGGCGAUGUCGGUGAUCUGGGCGCGGUCCCAGAACUUCGAGCUGCGCGAGUUCCCGUCGGACGCGCGCAUCCCGCGGAUGUACUUCGCGCCGCAGUCCGAGUACUUCGUCAACACGCGCGUCUUCCUACCGCCUGAACUACAGUUCCAACCCAAGAAACAAGCGGCGGGCGAGCCAAACGUCCCUCGGACCAAGAAGCGUCCGCGCCCCAUUACCGAACGAGAGAACACUAACGACGUUGAGCAUACUGUGGGACGGUCCGGAAGUAUAGACGCAAAGGUAAACUCUAUAGACCAUAGUAUUUUAAAUAUCUCUCUAAUGAUCACCAAUCCCUCAGAAGCGUCAGAUACACAGAUACAACUGCCAGGCCUAGAGAAUCCACCUGAAACGGAACUAGAAGAGCCUCAAGCAAAGCGCGCGGUCAGCGACUGAAACCGACCGCACGCUGGACCAUCGAGCGCGCCCGGCGAGUAAGUACCACCAUAGACAUAGAUAACCUGACCGCACUAACGUCACUUUGACAACCACCUGUCAAUGUCAACCGUGACACCUGUCAAACGUGACGUUUCAAUACGAACUGUCAGUUUUGUAUGACAUCUGAGAAAUUGAUAUUGUAUAUAAGAAGAAAUCAUCCGCUGCAUCUUGUAAUAGUUUUAAAUUAUUCGUCUCUGUCGAAAGAUUUGUAUGAAAUUUUUUAAUCAGCUUUUUAGAUUAUCGAUUAUGAAAAUUGUAUGUAAACAAAAUCAAAUGUGAAUUAUGUGUGACAAUUGGAAAUUGAACUGUCAAUUGUUAUUGAUUACUGUCAUAAUAAGCUUAACAUGUAUGUAUGGUACGUCUUCGUAUUUCUUAUUAAAAUUGGUUUUAAUCGUGUUUGCAAGACAGCGAAAAUUAGGUUAAGAAUUUGAAUAAAAACUGUCAUACAAUAUUUCAAACGAAUGUGCUUUAAAAGUAAAUAGAACUAUGAGGUCUAUUGCUAAACAAAUGUAAGGAAAAUCUACUCCCUAGCGUCCCUAUAAAUGAAUUUGUAUAAGAUUUACUUAAAAUCUAAAAAGGUUUAAUCAAUAAUAUCUUGUGUCAAGGUUAUCUAUCGUCGAUGUUGGCACUGUAAUAAAUCAUACAAAUCUCAUACAAGAUGGUGAUCAAACGUUUUAAUGUUAAUGAAUGUGGAAAUUUAGCCGUUGUUUUGACGAAACAGCUCUCUUAAAUAGCAAAAAUUAAAUAAUAUUUGAAAAACAGUCCAUGCGUCUUCGUGUUAUCGCUGAAUAUACAUAAAACCGCGACAUAAUUGGCUACGGUCGUAAAAUUAUGUAACUUAUUAUGAUUUUAUCACUUUAAAAAUGCGUUUUACUAAUUGCUUAAUUAUUUCAUUUUAAUAAAAUACUGUCAUAUACUUCUAUUAUGGAUUAUUUAUAACAUAAAAGGUCUGUUUCGUCAAUCAACAGCUAAUUUAAAGCCCAAACAGUUAAAUUUGACAAAGAUAAAAUUGCGCCAAUAGUUAAACUACUACUUUUUUGACUAUCUCUCUAAAAUCUAAAGAGAAUAUAUUAAAACAUUGGCAAUAUUUUGUCUAAAUUAUCUGUCUAGGCUGGAAUCUAGGACAAAACUCAGUCAAGUAUUUAUAAGCUUAACCCUAUGAAGACUGGCUACUCGUAUACACCUUACUAAUGAACGAAUGAAUGAUUUCACUAAACCAUUCAUUCAGUGAACGAGUGAACGGAACACAUCGUUCAUUCAUCAAAGGAUCGUUUCUUCUGUGACUUUGAAUAUUUUUUUGGUUUUGACGUGAGAUAUAGAUUUUUAAUUUCAUUUAUAAUUUUAAUAUGAAUAAUUCUGAAUAUAUUACGCUUAUUAUUAUAUAAUUAUUGCCAAUUAUCUAUUUUAUUUGCUUUUAAUUUUAGUAUGUAGUGACAUCAAUAGACAAUUUUAAUACUCAGUUUAUUUUAUUCCGCCGUUGGCCUCCUACGACGUGUUUUAAGUGUUACUGCGUUUAGCCUUCUGAUGGUUGGAUAAUUUGAAGCAGGCCAAUGAGAGGGUUGUAUGCAAUGUCAUAUGUAUGGUCGCAGGGAGUAACUGGAUGAAAGUCACUUCCAACCGACUGAUCAGUAACUCUUAGUCCGAAUUAGCUUUAUAUUUAACGAAAUUAAAACGAUAGCGCGUUCGGCGCUCUGAUUGGUUGGUUCAUUCGAGCCGGCUAAUCAGAGCGCCAAACGCGCUCUCGUUUCAAUCUAGUUGAACGUAAAGUAAACUCGUACUAAGGCUCCUGCAAGUCAUUGGAGGAGGCGUAUGUUCAGCAAAGGACGUCCUAUAGCUAAUAUGUUGUUCCUAACAAUGUUUAAUAUAUCUCACGUCAAAACCAAUAGCGAAAUAUAAAUCGAAAGUGAUUAUGGACAUGUAAAUAAAUCAAUAAUUAUUUUUUAUUAUUAUAAUACAAAUUACGGACUUUCAAUAGGAAUACUUUGAUUAAAUCAUUGUGUAUUAGAUCAAUGUUAUUAUAUGUAUUGCAGACAGACAGACAAAUGGAUAUUUUUCGUAAGUUAUAGUAAAUCUCUAUAUAUUUAUGUUUGAUUAUUAUUAAAUAGUAAAUAAUACACUUUAUAUGAUUUAAUGUAAUUGUGUGGAGGUUCGAUUUAUUGUAUCUAAAUGUGGAAUAAAUUGCAGUACUUAUAAUACAAAAUAUUGUUAUACAUAUAGUAUAGUAAAAAAACUACACAAGAAAAUUAGGAUCGAUUUAAUGGUAGAGCCCUAUAAAUUUGGUGGCUCUCUAUAUAAACAGAAACACAGUUAGUUAUGUGUCUCACCGCCGUACUCUGUCGUUUAAUGGUUACUUAACCCAGUCCUUAGCAAUUGUUUUCGAAACAAAAUCGUUACUAAGGAAUAGUUUAAGUAACCAUUAAAUGUCUGAGUGCGGCAGUAAAUGUCAAUAUAAUAAAAGAAGUAGAGAUUAUAAAUACUUUAAAUCGAACUUACGACACUGAGGACUUGUUUUAAAAUGUUUGAUUAAGUUACUGCUAGGCUAGCUUAGCGGAGAAUUCCGUCAAUAGAAGUCUAGUAUAAACUUAAUGAGACAUUCUGAAACAGACCUUAAAAUAUUAAUAUUAUGACAUAAAAUCGUGCAAAAUAUACCAAUAUCAGAUUUAAUAAUCCAAAUUAUGUCGACCAAAAGGUAUUUAUUAUACCUUAAAUUGAAUAUAUUAGAGGUUGUUGCCUAUGUACCUAAGUUUCUAUGUAUAAUAAUUUACUUAGAACAUAAUACAUAAUAAAUUGCUCAACAUUUCUUUCCUACAACCUUCAUAUAAUAUUAUGCUAAAGAAACAGACAGACGUAGUUCAUUUAUUAUUCAAAUCUUAUUUAGAUGCACGCGUAAAUUAUACAUAUUUACUCAGGUACACAAGUAAUAAAGACCUCGGAAAUUGGCGGUGAAUCAAAUUGUAACUUAAUGUCAUCGUACACAGAGUCUAGUUUACACUGCACUUCAGUAAAUGAGACUUCACAAAUGAGUUUGAGAAACAUUACUAAAGAGUGUAAACUUACCUUGGGAAGUUGCCUUCGAAAUUGUACGAGUUACAAAAGUACGAAUUGUCUUGAAUACAACUCCAGGAUUGAGUAACGAUCUAAGCAUAGAGGUAACGAGUCUGUAUUAUAGAAGUUAAUUGAUAAGGUUUAAUAUCUUAAUGUUUGUUUUAUUCGUUGUUUUUAGUUUUAAUUUUUUUCAUUUCGGCUGGUCGAUGAACGUCUUCUUUAUUUUUUUUAAUUAAUAUUAUUGUAUAGUUUGGACCUCCUUGGAGGACGUGAAUGUUGACUGCGGUACUCUUGUAAUGUUGGUUGGACAUUUAUAUUCUGUGGUCAUCGUAGCGGCUAAUUUUAAGGUUAUAAUUAUGUGUGUUGUCGAUUUUGACCCGUUUUCUGAGAUACGAAUGUGAACACGUUUUAUAAAUCAAACAUAUAUAUAUAUAAAUUUAUGUAAUGUUAAGCGGACUAGUGUUUUGAAACUUGUUUCUCUCGGAUAGGUACAAAGUAAACGAAAUGUUUUGGACAUUUUUAUGCCUAUUUCUAAUAUUAAACGAUCGUGCUACGUAUCUCAGUGACCGGCCUCUAAAUUUAGGUAUUCGUCAACUAAAAAUAAUUUAAUUUCUCGUGAUAUUAUUCUAAAUAUCAAUGUAGGGUUUGUCAGGGAUCGCCCUGUAGUUUCACAAGCACUUGUUUCUAACUCGAUACUAGGUCACAGGUUCAUGGUACAGCUGCUGUAUGAUCUGACGGUUGAUACAAUAUAAGGUUAUAUAGAUUAUUUAAUUUUACUCUAAGUGACGACGUUGCUACCAUUUAUUUGUUUUAGUCUACGCUAUAGGGUUCCCCGCUCCGCUUCGAUGCCCAUACCACUUGUACAAGACCGGCAUUAAGGAAUAACUCUUUUUUUAUCGAUAAAAUUUUUAUUUAAGGUGUACCAAAAAAAUGAAUAUUGGCGACACAGCGCUCGCUCCACUGUCGCAGUGAUUCUCUGUAGUUAUGUAUUAAAAUAAAUAAUAAACACAUUU
Messenger RNA from Spodoptera frugiperda (fall armyworm), 8028 nucleotides. It is a transcript of the gene pds5, whose product is annotated as sister chromatid cohesion protein PDS5 homolog B. Gene Ontology annotation, biological process: mitotic sister chromatid cohesion; DNA repair. The record is from RefSeq and is a predicted model, not a curated record. NCBI's taxonomy places the organism in Eukaryota, Metazoa, Arthropoda, Insecta, Lepidoptera, Noctuidae. The coding region runs from base 266 to 3928 and encodes 1220 amino acids. Gene Ontology annotation, cellular component: chromatin; nucleus. The transcript has 20 exons.